AUGGAGAAAAACAAUUUCUUUUGUCAUUUUACAAAUCCACAUGUCACUUUAGUUGAGUUUGCCUUACGUUAUGAUAGCGCGCUUGAUGCCCAAAGACAUGAACAAGAUGAGUUGGUUAAGAAAUCCAAAAAUCUUCCUUCACUUGUUACUCCUUUACAAUUAGAAAAGCAUGCAUCCUUGUUUUGUACACACGCACUUUUUUAUGAAUUUCAACAAGAAUGUGAGGCAACAUGUUUUGCAUGUGGUAUAGAGAGUUGCAAUUCAUGUUAUGGUGAAGGUGAAGAGUUUUCUGUUGUUUAUGAUAAUGAGAGGCGCAAGAAUUGUGAUGUUAUGUUUGACACGAGUUCUAAUGAUAGUACAUGCAGUUGUAGAAAGUUUGAGAGUGAAGGGAUAUUGUGUAGACAUAUCUUGUUUAAAAUGAAGGGCAAGUUCUUAUGUGAAAUUCCAUCUAAAUAUUUGUUGCGUCGUUGGUCAAAAGAUGCCCUUAAGCAACCAAUGUCUAAUUUCGAAGGUUGGUCAUUUGUGGAAGAUUCUUCAAGAAGUGAUAGAAAAAAACAACUUCUCUCCGAUUGUUGGUCUAAAAUGUUUUCUUGUGUGAGUUUGGUCGAGGACACAGAAAAUAAUUUGUUUGAAUUAGUUGAGAAAUGA
Spinacia oleracea (spinach) is the source of this 648-nucleotide messenger RNA. Its product is annotated as protein FAR1-RELATED SEQUENCE 9-like. Gene Ontology annotation, molecular function: zinc ion binding. Bases 1 to 648 code for a protein of 215 amino acids. The record is from RefSeq and is a predicted model, not a curated record. NCBI's taxonomy places the organism in Eukaryota, Viridiplantae, Streptophyta, Magnoliopsida, Caryophyllales, Amaranthaceae. The transcript has a single exon. Gene Ontology annotation, biological process: regulation of DNA-templated transcription.